GCAGGGAGCGGAGCACAGGAGCCGCCCGGCCUGUCACUCGGUCCGUCUGUGCUGCAGACGGCAGCUCCUCCCGAUCCGCGCGCUGCAGGGACAACCCCAGAGGCGAGGUCAGCAUGGCAGGGCACCCUGACGUGGAAGGCUUGGAGGAGAGCUUCCGAAAGUUCGCCAUCCAUGGGGACACCAAGGCCACGGGACAGGAGAUGAACGGCAAGAACUGGGCCAAACUGUGUAAAGACUGCAAAGUUGCUGAUGGCAAAAAUGUCACGGGCACAGACGUGGACAUUGUCUUCUCUAAAGUCAAGGGGAAGACUGCCCGGGUCAUCAAUUAUGAGGAGUUUAAGAAGGCCCUGGAGGAGCUGGCUGCAAAGAGAUUUAAGGGCAAGGACAAGGAGGAGGCAUUUGAUGCCAUCUGCAAGCUGGUGGCAGGCAAAGAGCCGGCCAACGUGGGCGUCACCAAAGCCAAAACGGGAGGAGCCGUGGAGCGCUUGACUGAUACUAGCAAGUACACCGGCUCCCACAAGGAGCGCUUCGAUGAAAGUGGCAAAGGAAAGGGCAUCGCAGGGCGGCAGGACAUCCUGGAUGACAGCGGUUAUGUGAGCGCCUACAAGCAUGCAGGAACCUAUGACUCCAAGGUGAAAAAGUGAGGCCCAGGCAGCCGCCUCCCCCCUACCCGAGGGGCCAGGCCCAGGCCCGAAGGGUACAGGAACGGUGGGGAGGACGGGGACCGACCACCUCCCCCGCCUCGGUGGCUGAGUCCCACCCCAGCAGACCCCAUGCUGUCCUGACUUUGUGCCCUGUGCCUUCAAUCACCUGCCCAAGUACGGGUGCCCCUUGGGCCUGCCAGGGCUCUCACCCAGGCUCGUCCCGCUGCCCCCUUCUCACGACCCUUCUGGGCAGAGCAUGGGCCCAGGCCCUGUAGCAAGGAUUCCCACCCUGAAGGGAAACAACUGGCCUGUCUUGCCACCUCCCCCAUCCGCUUACCCCAUAUUUAAACUGCUGACCCUGGACCAGUACCUGCUCUGUACUCAAAACCCAAUAAAGAAAGCCUUUUGUACUCACA
Molecule: messenger RNA, 1060 nt
Organism: Gracilinanus agilis (Agile Gracile Mouse Opossum)
Lineage: Eukaryota; Metazoa; Chordata; Mammalia; Didelphimorphia; Didelphidae
Gene: TPPP3
Product: tubulin polymerization promoting protein family member 3
Exons: 4
Coding region: 114-644 (176 amino acids)
Biological process (GO): positive regulation of protein polymerization; microtubule bundle formation; microtubule polymerization
Cellular component (GO): microtubule
Molecular function (GO): tubulin binding
Source: RefSeq, a predicted model, not a curated record